Messenger RNA from Protopterus annectens (West African lungfish), 2827 nucleotides. RefSeq names its product glycerophosphoinositol inositolphosphodiesterase GDPD2-like. Gene Ontology annotation, molecular function: glycerophosphodiester phosphodiesterase activity. The record is from RefSeq and is a predicted model, not a curated record. The coding region runs from base 43 to 684 and encodes 213 amino acids. Lineage: Eukaryota; Metazoa; Chordata; Ceratodontiformes; Protopteridae. Gene Ontology annotation, cellular component: membrane. Gene Ontology annotation, biological process: lipid metabolic process. The transcript has 6 exons.
AAAGAUCCCUUUAGUACAGCCAGCUCAUUCUCUGUAGAGGAGAUGGAAAGGAUUCGUCAACAAAAGAUUCCAACUCUAGUUGACUUACUGAAAACUGCAGAAAAGUACAACAAAUCUGUCAUUUUUGAUCUUCGGAAGCCACCUGCCAAUCAUGCAUACAACUCUCGAUACAUUAAUUUAACUGUGGAAACCAUUCUGAAUUCCACAAUAAAUCCUGAAUUGGUCCUCUGGCUACAUGACGAAGACAGAGAAAAGGUUGUCCAGAUGGCUCCAGGAUUCCAGCAGAUCUUUGGGGGCAAAGACGGACCUGUCUGGGACAAAGCACAGAGAAUCAAUUUUCCCUAUAAUAACAUCAGUGCUGAAAAGAUAGAAGACUAUCUCCAGAAGAAGGUUUUAGUGAACCUCUUUGUCAUUGACAAGCCAUGGCUGUUUUCUAUCUUCUGGUGUGCAAAUGUCAGCUCAGUCACUACAAAUGCUUGUCACAUCUUCAGUGAAAUGAAAGUUCCUGUCUGGCAUCUGGCACCUGACACGUACCAGAUGAUAUGGAUCCUUACAGACUGUGUCUCCUGUUUCAUCAUGCUGUCCAUGUUCCUCCUGCAGCGGUAUUGUAGCAGAAGAACGUUAAGGGCAGUGGAUCAUGACAAUGAAGUUUUGUUGCAACGAUUACACCAGCAUUUGGCAUAACUUAUGUCGCUUAGUGCAGCAACUUGGAUGCAGCGGUUGGAGGUAACAGAUCAGCACCAAUCUGUAGGGGAAAGAAUAUCAUGUUGUCCACUUAUGUGGUACUUUAUCUGCACUGAAGACAUCACACCUGCACCCCAAACAAGUUUACCUCUUCAUGAGAAGACACAAUUGGGCUUUUUGGUGCUUCUGGCUGAAUCACGGGGGAGUGUCACAUUCAGUAACCAGGGAUUCUUGAGCAGGAGCUCCAGAGAUGUUAGCUAUUCCAAAUAUUAAAUACUUAGCCCAGGAGUAUUAUUGAAACUGCCUGCUCAUCUACCUCCAAAUUGGAUUACUGAGACUCUAUUCCUUCACCAUGUUAAAAAUGGUAUUUGCAAGCAAACAUGUUCAACUAUUUUCUGUUAAUAGUACACUUAAAAUGUGCUACAGCUGUGCUUUUCUAUUCAUGAUGCAGCUAGCUAUGUUUCUGAUGGUGUUUUUCAAGGUGAAGGGGGUCAUGGGUUUGUGGUGUGGAUGUACCUUCAGCACACUAACAAAAUCCAUUCAGCAGCCACUGUGCCUAUCAUGUAGGAGAAGUUAUGAAUAUGGCUGACAGGUGCACUUAAGAUUCAUUACACUGAUAGUGUUAACCAUUUGAAAACGUACUGCGUCAUAGUCAUUGUCUUAUGGACUUAGAACUGACAGCUGCAUGUAAGAUUUACUGACACUUAUAAGGUAGGGGAAGACAUACUUCUGAGGGAAAGGAACCAUUGUGCAUAAUGCUUCCAGCCAGUACUUCUGUUCAACAGAUUAACCUGAACCAUUUAUUUGCACUAUCUUUUGGUGAAAGCAUUAGAAAACCUGUAGCCUUAAGUCCACUUCUUCACAUUACCUGGUUGUUGGUACAGGGUCAGUUUUAAUGUACUGUGCCUUAUUUCAAAAGAAAUAAAGUAUCAUGCCAGUGCCCUGUCCAGCCUUUCACUUCAGCAUACCACUGAACUGUCUGUAUUCUCGCAGAAGGUCCAUAUUUUUGCCUUGUAUUUCUGGUCUGUUCCUCAUAAAAGGAAAGGUUUGCUUUUCUGGCAAAUUGCUGAAGACUAAACUCACGAAAUAAUGACAUACAUUUGAGUUUGAUUUUGACUUUAUAUCCUUCAAAAAAUGCAUGCUAACACACAGCCUGUUAUUAUUCUAACAACUUUCUAAGUUUAUAAGAGGAAUAUUUAAAAUCUGCCCAUAUUUUUGGAUUUGUCCGGAUUUCGUGUGGGUUGAGAGGUAUGCCUUUCAGGUAACCAUAAGAGUGAGAGCUAUUGGUUGCUGAGGCAUCUAUGCUAUCUAUUUCAAAGUACGUCACAGAGUGCCAAGUAACACUGAACAAAUGCUCUCAUAGUUCCAGAAGAAUUAGUAUACUAAUGGAGGUUACCAUCAUUUUAGGGAAGUUAUAUGCCCCCAGAACACCACUGCAAAGAAGGCUAAGAGGAGACAAAAGGUAUAAUCCCAAAUUCAGAAUCAUGUGCUAAAUAGAUGAACAGAGUUUUUGUUCAAGGCUGUCUAGAAACCAUUACCUCUCCUGUGACAUGUGACCUCUCCUAUGACAUGUGACAUGCCCCCUUCCUAGUAGUUGCAAAGCCUUCCUCCUUAGUUUAUAUGAUAUUGUAUUGCAAAAGCAAACACUCAGUACUUCAUGGCAGCUACUAUUAAAAAGGACCACACUACAGAUCUGUAUGGGGGUGACUUUUGGUGAAUUAUUCUCUUGAUGCUAAGUUAUCAUAGGAAAGAUGAAAUAAAACAGCACAGUUUUGAGGUGCAUCCAAUGAGAAUUACCUCAUGUAUGAGUAUUUGUGAUGUCCAAAUUAAAAUUAAAGUACAAUAUAUAGUUCUGAAGGGUUCACUUCAGCAACAGUCAUGGCAAGCCAGACUCCUAGUAAUCCAGACAUGGGUUCAAAGCAUGUGUGUAGCCAGGAUUUUUGGAAUUGUACACAAACGUCCAGAAUGUAGGUCCCACUCCCACAAUGUAGCCUCUAUGCACUACAGAUACUGAAUGUUACUAGACAGUAUACCUUUGCAGUUUUGCAAAAGAAAAGCUUCUGAAAUAAAACAAACAGAAAAAAAAAAUAGCCAACUUGACAUUAUGAAAAAAAAGCUAUUUAAUACCUGACAUUUCAUGUCA